Messenger RNA from Equus quagga, 3967 nucleotides. It is a transcript of the gene EIF4B, whose product is annotated as eukaryotic translation initiation factor 4B. The coding region runs from base 110 to 1960 and encodes 616 amino acids. The transcript has 15 exons. Lineage: Eukaryota; Metazoa; Chordata; Mammalia; Perissodactyla; Equidae. The record is from RefSeq and is a predicted model, not a curated record. Gene Ontology annotation, molecular function: RNA binding.
CCUCACCUCCCCGCCCCCUCCCAGUUUCGCGUCUCCCAGCCCGACGCGCCCGCUAUAAUCACGUGACUGCCUCAUCCGGGUCUUUUGCGUUCUCUCUCCCUCUCCCAACAUGGCGGCCUCAGCAAAAAAGAAGAAUAAGAAGGGGAAGACUAUCUCCCUAACAGACUUUCUGGCUGAGGAUGGAGGGACUGGUGGAGGAAGCACCUACGUCCCCAAACCAGUCAGCUGGGCUGAUGAAACAGACGACCUGGAAGGAGAUGUUUCAACCACUUGGCACAGUAAUGAUGAUGAUGUGUAUAGGGCACCUCCAAUUGACCGGUCCAUCCUGCCCACUGCUCCACGGGCUGCUCGGGAACCCAAUAUCGACCGGAGCCGUCUUCCCAAAUCGCCACCCUACACUGCUUUUCUAGGGAACCUGCCCUAUGAUGUAACAGAAGAUUCCAUUAAGGAAUUCUUUAGAGGAUUAAAUAUCAGUGCAGUGCGUUUACCACGUGAACCCAGCAAUCCAGAAAGGUUGAAAGGUUUUGGUUAUGCUGAAUUUGAGGACCUGGAUUCCUUGCUCAGUGCCCUGAGCCUCAAUGAAGAGUCUCUAGGUAACAGGAGAAUUCGAGUGGACGUUGCUGAUCAAGCACAGGACAAAGACAGGGAUGAUCGUUCUUUUGGCCGAGAUAGAAAUCGAGAUUCUGACAAGACAGAUACAGACUGGAGGGCCCGGCCUGCUACAGACAGCUUUGAUGACUACCCGCCCAGAAGAGGCGACGACAGCUUUGGAGACAAAUAUCGCGAUCGUUACGAUUCAGACCGGUAUCGGGACGGGUAUCGGGACAGCUACCGCGAUGGCCCACGCCGGGAUAUGGAUCGGUACGGGGGCCGGGAUCGCUACGACGACCGGGGCAGCAGAGACUACGACAGAGGCUAUGAUUCCAGGAUAGGCAGUGGCAGAAGAGCAUUUGGUAGUGGGUACCGUAGGGAUGAUGACUACAGAGGAAGCGGGGACCGCUAUGAAGACAGAUACGACAGACGAGACGAUCGGUCAUGGAGCUCCAGAGAUGAUUACUCUCGGGAUGAUUAUAGGCGUGAUGAUAGAGGUCCCCCCCAAAGACCCAAACUGAAUCUAAAGCCUCGGAGUACUCCUAAGGAAGAUGAUUCCUCCGCCAGCACCUCCCAGUCCAGUCGAGCAGCCUCUAUCUUUGGAGGGGCAAAGCCUGUUGACACAGCUGCUAGAGAACGAGAAGUGGAAGAGCGGCUACAGAAGGAGCAGGAGAAACUGCAGCGUCAGCUGGAUGAGCCGAAACUAGAACGACGGCCUCGGGAGAGACACCCAAGCUGGCGAAGUGAAGAAACUCAGGAACGGGAACGGUCGAGGACAGGAAGUGAGUCAUCACAGACUGGGCCCUCAGCCCCAUCUGGCAGAAGUAAGUCAGACCAGGAUGCACGAAGGAGAGAGAGUGAGAAGUCUCUAGAAAAUGAAACACUCAAUAAGGAGGAAGACUGUCACUCUCCAACUUCUAAGCCUCCCAAACCUGAACAGCCUCUAAAGGUAAUGCCAGCCCCUCCGCCAAAGGAGAAUGCUUGGGUGAAGCGAAGUUCCAACCCUCCUGCACGAUCUCAGAGUUCAGACACAGAGCAGCAGUCCCCGACAAGUGGUGGAGGGAAAGGAAUUCUGGCUCAACCAUCUGAGGAGGGACCAGCAAGGAAAGAUGAAAGUAAAGUAGACGGGGUGAGUGUCCCAAAAGGCCAAAGUGGGAGCUCCAGCCGUGGUCCAGGAGACGGAGGGAGCAGAGACCACUGGAAGGAGUCAGAUAGGAAAGAUGGCAAAAAGGAUCAAGACUCCCGAUCUGCACCUGAGCCAAAGAAACCCGAAGAAAAUCCAGCCUCCAAGUUCAGUUCUGCAAGCAAGUAUGCUGCUCUCUCCAUUGACGGUGAAGACGAAAACGAGGGAGAAGACUACACUGAGUAGACCUUGACAUCCUGUGCUUUCUCCUAGUCUCUCUCCACCCAGGAAUUCGAGAGCAAAUCAAAUCAAACCUCUGUCCAGACAAGACAAAAUAAAACUCACCAUCUCCUGGAGACCUUUCUUAACUUUUUUUUUUUUUUUUAAACACAAAAUGAAAUUCUUUUGCAUGCUGCUGCAGCCUUUAAAGUAUUGAACUAAUUGGAGAAUCGCCAUGUAGCCAGAGAGAAAGACGUCCAGCUUUUAACGGAAAAGUGGUGCAUUUUUAUGACACUCGCAGUGGCCUGUGAUUAGUGCCCAGGGGCCUCCGUUUAGCAAAAUGGCGACAGUGAUGCAACGUCUGGAACCUGGUCAGGCGGUGGGGCAGGUAUAAGGAAGAGUGAGAUUUCUACCUUUUAAUUCUAAUUACCCUAUUGUGGCAUAUAUGAAUUCUCAAAACCUUAUCUGAAUAAAUUUCCCAUCCUUGGAAAGGUAGGUUUAGUCUCGAGUUGUUUCAGUCUCCAGGAGGCUGCCAGCCCCUCCUCUUAUUUAAUUCUGAGUUACUGGAGCCAGCCUAGAGGGAAUUCCUUGUUUUUUACCCCCCAGGGGGGUAGCUGGGCAUGAGUCUAUGGGCCACUAAAGAAUGGGACUGCUUGGUGACCAAAAUAAGUGGGAAAAUCGUGGUUUGAAAAGAAGCUUUGGGGAGGUGAUGAAUUAUUUUGCACGAGUAAUAGGGAAAAUGGUCUGACCACCAGUGACAUGGAUGGUUACUUCCUGGAGCAGGAAGUACUUAGGGGUCAUGGGAAUUCCCGAGUCUUUCAUGUGUCCUCAUUUUGCCCUUUCCUACAUACUGUCCUUUCUGAAAGUUCAGAUACAUCCACAUUCUGGUGAAAUCUUGAAGCUUUAAAAAUUUAGACUUUUGUCGUUAUCUUACGUUCCUCAUGGUACUCUUUCCUGCUACUUCCCCAGAAACAGCUAUUUGAGUCACAUAGCUGACCUCCGCAGACAUUCUGUAUCCGCCCCUGGAAGCUGUCAAAUGAGGAAUCACUGCUUUUCUCAAGCGAAUCUUGGCUCCUUCCUGUCUUUUGAGUCUCUCUCCUUCCCUCUAUCCAUUCCCGCUCCUGCUUCUUUACCCCUUUUACACCUCAGAAAACUAGAAUUAGUGGUCCUAGGGGAAGAGUGAGGGUGGAUAAAUAGGGACAGUUAAAUUGGGAGCCUUUCUUACAACCUUGAUUGGGGUUAUUGUUUGGGGUGUUUUGGGGUUUUUUUUACAAGUUCUCUCCUCUCCACUGAAAUCCCACACCAGUGUUUGGAUUUAUGUGGCCUAGACCUGUGUGUGUGUUUUGGUUUUUUUUAGCUUCCCUUGAGAGAAUAAGUGAUAAUGGAGAGAGCUGUGUAACAAGAUCCAGGUUUCUCUUGCAACACAGUAGCUUGCCUGCUGGGAUGCACACCUUUGCUGCCAGCUCUGGAUGUAUCCUUGUGGGCACAUUGUGCCUGCAGGGCAGUGACACCUUGGUCUUUUGUUUGCAAGCCCUCCUCCGGUCAGUCCUAGGUUAGACCCUGUCCAGCCGCGCGGGGCUGUUGGUGUUUGAGUGCUGCAGCAGUGGGCAGAAUGAAUCAUUUACCCAGUGGACAUAAAAGACAUACCAAGCGAAGUAACUUUAAAUAAAUGGCUUGGAUUGGCCUAGUAGCUAGGAAGUGACUUUUAGAGAUGCCCAAGGUUGAAAGGGUUUUUUUUAAGCCAUUUGCUGUAGAUGAUGAAAAGGUAGGGUUUGCCCUCUUCAUGUCUACUCCUUCCAAAUAGUUGUAUCAAGAAAUCUUUUUUCCCUACUCCCUACCCUGCUCCCGUUACAACAGAAAUGGGGAUUUACGUCCCACUCCUCAAUACGUGUAAAAUUUGUACAAAAAUAUCUUCUAUGAAAAUGAUUUGUAAUCUGUAGACAAUACCUGGGAGAUGUCUUGAGAUGUAAAAUCCCAUCCUUUGGGUUGUGGGAUUUUUUGUUUUCUCCAAAUAAAUCUGAUCUUUAAAGUUCA